Molecule: messenger RNA, 4311 nt
Organism: Branchiostoma floridae (Florida lancelet)
Lineage: Eukaryota; Metazoa; Chordata; Leptocardii; Amphioxiformes; Branchiostomatidae
Product: lysyl oxidase homolog 4-like
Exons: 15
Coding region: 500-2686 (728 amino acids)
Biological process (GO): peptidyl-lysine oxidation
Cellular component (GO): membrane
Molecular function (GO): protein-lysine 6-oxidase activity; copper ion binding
Source: RefSeq, a predicted model, not a curated record
AGUGGCGUCCCUUCCCUGGUCGGUUGUCUAUUUGAAGAUCCUAUUGUGCCCGCAAAUAUUUGAGGAAGUGGCAGUCGAAACGCAGGGCGGCAUUCCUGAGACGUGGGGACCAGGCACAGGGUGUCUGAGUACACGAGAAAAGACUGCUAGCGCUGUACAGCCGGAUAGAAGUUACCGAAUCACCAAAGUACAGACGAUCUUUGAAACACGCACGGGGCACUUAGAACAGAGGGCAGACGCGCCCUGAGCUGUGCUGGGACCCUACAGCUGCCUGCGACCGGACGUCUGGGUAAAAACUGCGCACGCCUUUCUUGUCGGUGAUCUUUUCUUGGACCGUUCUUUCUCGGCAGCUUCCCCAUCUUGCGGAGCGUUCUGCUGUCGUGGUUGACAAACAGGCGUUAUGCGCUAGAGGAUUGUCCUGAAGGCAACUUGGAAAAGAGUCAAGGAGUAGACGCUGAGAGAGGGAGGCGGGGCCGAAAGACUGAGGACGACGGUGAGCAUGUGCGAGCCAGCGGGCGGUGCUGUACAGAGGGCGAUGGAAGCGGCGGUGAGGGUGCGAGUGUUGUGGGCCCUGUUGGUCCUCCUGGUGCCUGCAGUGGUCGGGGAAGAGCUGGAGACAGUCGAGAUCCGUCUGAGGGGCGGGAGUGACGACAACGAGGGGCGAGUCGAGGUUUUGUACGAAGGCGAGUAUGGGACGAUCUGUGAUGACGAGUGGAAUAUCAACGCUGCAAAUGUGGUCUGUCGUCAGCUUGGAUACAAGGGCGCUGUGGACUUCAAACGGAGCUCAUUCUUCGGACCCGGAACAGGUCAGGUGUGGCUGGACAAUGUCGUCUGCAAAGGGAACGAGAGCAAGAUCGGCGACUGCUCCCAUCGGGGGUGGGGCAAGAACGACUGUAACCAUGACGAGGACGCCGGCGUCAUCUGCAGCACGGAGGUCCGCGAUGACAUCGACAUCUCAGACCGAUACGUAAGUCAGGUAACCCUAAGAGUGGGUGACAUCAGACUACGAGGCCUCACCAAAAGAAUACCUCAGGCGGAAGGAUAUGUGGAGAUCAAUUACCAGGAAAAGUGGUGGCCGAUUUGCGCCGAUGGAUGGGACUAUAACGACGCUAAGGUUGUUUGCGGUCAACUGGGGUUCAGAGACGCCCUCACCGUGGACCUUCGGAAAUACAGAUAUGAGAGACCACUCCUACACAAGGAUGCAUGGCUGACACGGGUGGACUGUACGGGGUCGGAGUCCACCCUGACGGAGUGCCGACUCGAGAGACUCAUCCAGGGGACCGUGUCCCUGCCCUGCCUGUCCAACAUGACCGCCGUGGUGAAGUGCGACCUGGGCCCGCGGUACUCAGGAGUCUCCCCGACAACACAUAGGAAGUUAUCUGCUAUUACCACACAGCCCAAGUUCGUGCGGUUAAAAGGCGGUGCGAACACGGGAGAGGGACGGGUGGAGAUCUACUAUAACCGGCAGUGGGGGACUGUGUGUGGCCAGUCGUGGGACCUGAAGCAGGCUAGCGUGGUGUGCAGGGAGCUCGGCUACGGGUCCGCACGGUCCGCGCCGAAAGGGGCACAGUUCGGACAAGGACAUGGACCAGUCUGGUUGGACCACGUAGUGUGCACUGGGAACGAGCUGUCGAUAGUGGACUGCGCACACUCCAACUUUUCUGCCACGAGUUGCACACAUGACCAUGAUGCAUCAGUGCAAUGUAAUGUUCCGGACUUGAAAGUCAAAGAAAAGAUCCGUCUGUCAGGUGGGCGGAACCCGCGGGAGGGCCGAGUGGAGAUACAGAGAGGACGCAAGUGGGGAAUCGUCUGCAGCAACAGCUGGACGUACAAGGAGGCCGGGGUGGCCUGUAGACAGCUCGGGAUGGGAUACGCUCUGCACGCCCUCAAGGAGGUUUGGUAUUUCGAGGGAGACAAGCUGGACUUUGUCAUGGCUGAUCUUGAGUGUGACGGGACGGAAGAGGCGCUUCACUUCUGUCGGUACAAGUCCUGGACCAACAAGGGGUGCAAAAGUCACCAGGUGGCAGGCAUCAUCUGUACCCAGGCGAGAUUACCUGACCUGGUCCCAGACGCGUCUCAGGUCCGGCAGUCCAUCUACCUGGAGGACCGGCCGCUGUACCUGCUGUACUGUGCCGCCGAGGAGAACUGCCUAGCCAGCUCCGCAUACCAGAUGGAGUGGCCGUACGGGUCCCGCCGCCUCCUCAGGUUUACCCAGGCCGUGGCCAACUUUGGCAAGGCGGACUUCCGGCCCAACAUCGACAGUUCGCAGUGGAUCUGGCAUCAGUGUCACGCCCACUACCACAGCAUGGAGAUCUUCACACAGUACGACCUUCUGUCAGAGAACGGGACCAAGGUGGCUGAGGGGCACAAAGCCAGUUUCUGUUUGGAAGACUCUCACUGCUAUGAUGGGUAUGAGCCAAAGUAUGACUGUAAUGUGGGUGAACAGGGAAUUUCCAUGGGGUGCGACGACACUUACAAGCACAGCCUGGAUUGCCAGUGGAUUGACAUCACGGGUGUUCCAUCAGGGACCUACACCCUGGAGGUCAUUAUUAACCCGUUGCGGGCAGUGGCAGAGAUGGACUUUGAAAACAACAGAAUCUCAUGUAAACUUAACUACAAUGGGUAUCAAGUCGUCGCCAACGAAUGCCAUUUAGGUGAAGAUGAAUUACUGAACAGUAUAUACUGAUGAUUGGAGUACCCCGGAUGUUAGUCACGUGACCAUUAUGAGGCAUGCUCUGCUGCUACUCACCAUACUGUACGGUGGAACCCCCAUGGUGGAAGCUUCAUUCGCCUGAUGAACAGUUCACUAUGCACUUCACGUCUUUCCGCUCCGUGGCUUUGCAGGGUGCAGAUACACAUCUUAGAAGAAUUCGAACUUGCAUGAUUCCGUGCGUUGUAAAUGUAGAUAGAUGUAUAUCUACAUAGAUAUGUAGAAAUGUAGGUAAAUGUAGAUGCCUUUGUUGAGGCCUCAUGUACGGCAAAUAUUUUGACAUAAUAUGCUGACACUGCCGUGUUUGUGUUUUGAUGUGCUGCCACAGACCGGGUGAUCCGGCAGCAAAGGGUAUAUUCUUUCUACUAUCUUCCCUCCAAAAUGCUAUUGGCAAAUCUGAUUCAGAGUAUUCUCAACUUAUCAUCAUGCAAACUCCUACUCUCACUACCUAUAUCACGUUAGGCCUUCUGCAUCUUUCUGCUACCCCCACGCGUAUGGUGUCAGGGAAAUGUUGUUGUAGUCGGAAACAUGAGAAAUUAUGCCAAGUAAAAUGAAUUCCUGUAUAGACGUAUUCUUUUAUCGAAGGACCACACUGUACGAAGAAAAUGGUGCUAAGUGACAUUCACGUGAUUUAGGUAUUAUAUAUCUCACAGAAUCAUAUUUAUUGUCAUUUUUACUGACUGAGAUGUACAGAAACUGGACGUAGCCGGCAGUGAUACUAACAACGUUGGUAGAAAAGUGUCGUUUUUAACAAACUGGUUAGGUGCGAUUGAAAGUCCCUGUAAGUCCUCUAUUUUCAACAUAUAUUGUCCACUUCCUGGAUCCUACCUCAUACCUCUGUCCGGAUGUAGUCUUGUUUGUUUGAACACGAAGAAAACAGUAGAGAACAUCUCGUGCUUGUCGCCCACUACACCUGUAACGUCUACUGACAUGAUUCCGCCAGGUCACAUAUAUCCGUCACCGGAAAAUACGUAUAAAGAGAUCUAUAUGUACAAUAAAACAUUUCCCAGUGCGAUGUACUUAUGCAUAUCGAAACUGCAUAGCUGGUGGUGCUGCACUAGAGAUGCCUCAAGCGCACUUUUCAAAGUGACGUAUACAUAUAUUGUGAUCCGGCGGGUGAAUGUUAAUGUAGGCUACAUGUAAACUUAAGCAAGUAGGAACGAUGACACAGUAUCUUCUAGCGUGUCUCAUACUUACGUAAACAGAAAUGAGUACUACUCUCGACCAAGAAAGCUUGUAAUGUGUUUUCUGUGUGUUGACUUCCUGUAUCCAUCCAGCUGCAACAUAUGCGUUCCUGUGUUGUAAAUGAAUCUCAUGUACUGCCAUGAAAUGUAGAAUGUAGAGCAGCGUGAAUUAGAGGAAAUGCAAUUUUUUUGAUCUUGUAUAAUCAGCAUGUAGUGGUAGUAUAAAGACAGAGUUAAGAACUUAACAAGUGCGUUCAUUUGUAUAUUUGAACAAGUAUCUUUCAUAAUGAACCGGUCACCAUGAUGGCUGGUGAGAAAUAAUAUUGAUGCAAAUGAAUAUAUUCUUAUCCUGUUUUACGCAUGAAUAGCUCACAGCUGUGAACUUUGUCUUUAUAAUAAAAAGGACACCAAACUAUA